Molecule: messenger RNA, 5697 nt
Organism: Thamnophis elegans (Western terrestrial garter snake)
Lineage: Eukaryota; Metazoa; Chordata; Lepidosauria; Squamata; Natricidae
Gene: EPN3
Product: epsin 3
Exons: 10
Coding region: 2741-4672 (643 amino acids)
Biological process (GO): endocytosis
Cellular component (GO): endosome; plasma membrane; clathrin vesicle coat
Molecular function (GO): clathrin binding; phospholipid binding
Source: RefSeq, a predicted model, not a curated record
UGUAUGUAUGUAUGUAUGUAUGUAGGUAUGUAUUUAUGUAUAUCUGUACACACACACACACUUCCUGGAAAAACCAUAUUUGGCAAAGUUUUUCUAGUAAAAAUGUUGGGGUAAUUAAAACCCAUCCUUACUACUUCACCUUUCCUUGUGAAAAUGCAGGAAUGGAAAUCUUGAUAGAAUCUGAAGCGAUGGGGUGUGGGGAGAGCUGUAACCUGUUUCUGCUUUGGUUUGAUAUUUUCAAGCUUCCUGCUUUAAAAUAAAAUCUUUGAAAAGUACAAAUACAGCUUUUUGAUAUUUCUGUGCAAAUAGCAGGUAUCCAAUACCUAAAUGCAAAUUAUAAUUUUGCAUAAAUUUAUAAAUUUAGGGCCAUAUCCAAACUUUUAGGGAUAAAACUUGUUUUUCAAGGAAUUUAACUAAUUGCCACCCUGGAUUGUUCUAUAAUUCCAGGUCUGUUUAAGAUGUCAUGGAUAAACUUUAUAAUAUUUUAAAUAAAAUUUCCUAAGCCCCACUCUUUACAUGUCCGAUCUCUAUUCUGUCAUCUGUCUCUAUUAAACAAUAUGUCCAUUGCUAAUUGCAGAACUGGCAUUACAAUUAAUAAGCACAUGCCAUAUUCAAGCCAAGGGGUGGGAAAUGGAGAUUAGCCAUGACACGUAUCCCAAAAUCUUUGCCAAAAUCAUUUGGGGAGAAUGGGUCAGAUGGCUUUUCCCAGUACUUAGUGAGAGACAGUGGCCUGCUGAACAUGCCCUCCCCACUCGUUAAAAUAUAUUGUCCUCAAUCAAUUGAAAAGAAACAGUCUUCAUUAAAAAUCAAGGAGCAGAAUUUUGGUAUUCUCCUAGCUAUGACUCUGGUUAUUUGGCCUUCAACUUCUACAACACUCUAGUCAACACUGCUUGGAAUAUAUUAAAAAAAAAUUGGGCUAUGGAAUUAAAACUUUUCAAAAGAAAAUCCAAGACCACAGCUGAGAAAAGCUAAGAUAAAUGUAGCAUAAUGCUUCUUUUCAAGGGUGCCUUGGUAUUGAGGCUCAGUCUUUGCAAAGUCAGUGAACUAUACUUUCCUGUAAGCAACCUAUCCUUCCCCCUUAUUAAUCAAAUUCUGGGAUUGCUACAUUUUGUGGUAGUGUUUUUGCCUUUCAUGGCCCCUAUAAUCCACCUCUCUAGUCCCCUCUGCAUUUCACCAUUUGCUGUAAUCACUGCAAUCUCCGGGAAAAGCCCAGAUGAAUUCUCAGCAGCCUGACCAACUUUUCCGGAAAGAUCCAGGACAGCAGCGGCAACAGCAGUGGCCCCAAGGAGGACAGCAGCAGCACUCUAGAUUGCAUCUUGAUAGGUCUCUGUAAGAGGUCUCUGCCAUCCAUAACGAGGUGUCAAAUCGGCCGCCUCGACUAGGUUGGUUCCCUGGCCCUGCUUCUUUCACAGUCUUACUGGGGUGGGGGGGGGGGCAUCCAGCUCCACACCCCACCUCCCAAUUGCCCAGAUGAAUUGCAACUGGCUUCGGAAGGAUUUCUCCGCACGUUGCUCCCUAAUCACUUUCCCCAGUUGAAAGGGAAAGUUAAGGACCUUCCUGAGCAAUAGGACUCUGGGAGGGACGGGACGCUACACUGCACCGGCGCGUCGACCACCCUGUAUUCUACUGGCCAUUUCGACAAUGCAGAGAAGUCUUCCCACACCUCGAGUUUUCGUGAGAAAAGGGAGCCAGUUUGCAGGCUUAAUGUGCACAGAAAGAUGAUUUUCACUCCGGAGAACAUGGGGAAGGGAUUACCCGCUAUGAGGAAACAGUGGGUACAGUGGGUAAGUGCGCGCGCACGAAAACCACCCGCCUCCGAUUCAGAUAGGAGGUGGAAAGGCCAGAGACUGGCGAGAGUUUUGCGGCCAGGCGGCGAGGGACGAGGAAGGCCUAGUGGUAAAGCCGUUCCCCCUCGGUGUCAGUGCGGCUCCCGCGCCUGUCAAAAUCUCGCUGAAGAGACUUGAGAAAGCAAUAAACCGCAUGGUGGGCGGCCUCGCCUGCAGCUUUGUGUUUCUGGCGACAGAAAAGUCCAGCGAACCUCACUCACAGCUCCGAUCCAAAAACCAGAGAGGGGCUGGCCGGAAUCCUGCUACGUUAUCCUUUCGCGCCCGCUGAAAAUACCGCCGAAACACGGGAGUCCCUGGCUCCUCUUUCAUAAUAUCUUGGUCAGGUCUGGCUCCAGGUUUCCAGAGAGAAGGCGCGAAAGUACGAGGCGGGUUCGGUCAAAGGGUAGAAAGGGCGCAGUUAAGGGCACCAACGUUGCAGCCGCCGGGGUAGGACUCGCGCGGGGAUCCGGCGACGAUCCUAACAGUCCCGUUCGGCGAGCCGAGCAACUUUUCACCGUGGUGGGCAGACCAAGCUUCCUCCCACCCAGAACGCGCGCGCACCUGGCCUGCCUGACGCGGCGGUGGAAAAGGCGGUGCGCCCCAUCUCCGCGCCAGGUACCCGGUGCGCGGGUUAGGCGUGGAGCGCUGCGCUGACGGAUCCGGGUUCGGCUGGCUCUUGGCACGGCUAGGCUGCGGUAGCAGCUGAGGAGGAUCUCGCCACCUGCCGCCCACAGCCCAGGCUCCCCGGCCCUGGAGAGAAAGAGCGCGGCGAAACCCGAGCUCAUUGUGGAAACUGAAGAAUUAGCACUUCUUAACCAAUCACUCUGAAGCUUUGAUUCUUCCCUGAGGCCUCUCAAGUUUUCUUCUUUGGAUAAUUUCUUUCUGCAGAGUGAGGUCUUUUUUCCAGUUCAGCCAUGACGACCUCAGCCUUGCGUCGACAAGUGAAAAACAUUGUGCACAAUUAUUCUGAAGCAGAAAUCAAGGUGCGUGAGGCCACCUCCAAUGACCCCUGGGGACCCCCCAGCUCUUUAAUGUCUGAGAUUGCUGACUUGACCUUCAAUACAGUGGCUUUUGCAGAGGUCAUGGGUAUGAUCUGGAGACGGCUGAAUGACAGUGGCAAGAACUGGCGUCAUGUCUACAAGGCCCUGACUCUUCUGGACUACCUCAUUAAAACAGGCUCAGAGAAGGUGGCUCAUCAGUGCCGGGAGAAUCUGUAUACCAUUCAGACUUUAAAGGAAUUCCAGUACAUAGACCGUGAUGGCAAAGACCAGGGCAUCAAUGUUCGUGAAAAGGUGAAGCAGGUGAUGAGCCUGCUGAAGGAUGAAGACAGGCUGAAGCAGGAAAGAGCCUACGCCCUGAAAACCAAAGAGCGGAUGUCCGUUGAAGGGAUGGGCAUUAGCAGCAGCAAUAGCAACAGCCACCAGCUUGCCUAUGGACGGCGGGCCUCACAGUAUGGCGAUGAUUACAGCAGAUCAAGAGGUUCUCCAUCCUCCUUUAAUUCUUCUUCAUCAUCACCUCGGUUCAACUCUGACAUGGAGCAGGCGAGGCCACAGACCACUGGUGAAGAGGAGCUCCAGCUCCAGCUUGCCCUGGCAAUGAGUCGAGAAGAAGCAGAAAAGCAGCCACUUCCUCCAGUCUCCAGCACAGAUGAAGAUCUGCAAUUACAGAUAGCGCUUACCCUGAGCAAACAAGAGCAUGAGAAGGAAGUUAAGGCAUGGAAAGGAGAAAAUUCAUUACUACAAAAGGCACUGGAAGAAAGUAACCUGGGUGUUGAGGAAGUUGAAGAAGAUGAUAAGGGAAAGAAAACACAGUCUUCUGUGUUGGAGCUGGCAGACAUUUUUGGACCAGCACCAGUCACCUCUACCCAUACUUCUGCUGACCCAUGGGAUAUUCCAGAUACCAAAUCUCCUGUGGAAUCAACAGGAACAUCAUGGGGUCCUUCUGCAGACCCUUGGGUGCCAUUACCUUCGGAGGAUCCUCUGACUCACUCUUCUGCUGGUCAAGCUUCUUCCAGCCCCUGGAAUCUUCCUCCUGUCUCUUCUGCCUCUGAUCCAUGGGGGAUAAAAUCAUUGCCUUCAGGUAUCUCAUUGACAGACCCCUGGGGAAAACAGUCACCACCUGCUCCACUCUCUACAAGUGUCACUUCUGCUGCUGAUCCUUGGGGAGGUUCUAUGGAUAAUUCCUCUGCCCCUGACAAUAGUACAUUUGACUUAUUUGCAAAAUUACCCGAAUCUGUGGACCAACCAGAACAUGAAAGUUCUCAGGCCUCAUCUUCUGUGAAAGGCAAUAGCUCUGGAGAUGUGGAUCUGUUUGGUGACUUUAUUCCAAGCACCGCCGAGAAUGGAAUUCAAAAUAAAGAUAUUUUUGAUAUUGCAAGUUUAGGAGAUUCUUUACCUGAUUCAAAGGAGAAGGACAACAAAGCACCAGAGACCUUUCUUGGCCCCAAUGCCUCUUCCUUGGUUAACUUGGAUUCCUUGGUUAAUGUCCCCCAGAGCGUGAAGUCACGUAAUCCAUUUCUGGCAGGACUCAGUGCCCCUUCACCUACCAAUCCGUUUAAUGUUGAUCAGCCCAAACCAACUCUCAAUCAGAUGCGGACCAGCUCCCCAGUGCCUAGUGUUCCUAUGGGGAUGCCAAUGAACUCUAUGACCUACAGUGCUUCUCUCCCUCUUCCGCUCAGUAGCAUCCCCUCAACGAUAACUCUCCCAGCCUCUGUGAGUGCCUUCCCUCAGGCUGGAGAAGGGCCUUUCCCAGAGCUACCUGGCAACUUGCCUCAACCUCUCCUACCACUCUCUGGCUCAAUCCCACCACCAUUAGCUUCACAAAGUGGUAUGAACCCUUUUCUCUGAAAAGACUUGAUUGGUAACAUAUGAUGUAUCCCUUACUUCUUUACCAAUGGUUAUGGAGGAUCUCCCGUGCAAAGCACAUUUGUUUUGAAGCAAGCAUCUCCCUGGAAGUUCUGAUCCAAGAGACUCAGCAUGAAUCUCCUUGCUCAAUGAGAUAUUGUACAAAGAAACAACUGUCCCAUCAGGUUGAACAUUGCCUAUAGUCUGCUGCUGAUGGCAGAUGACAUCGUUUUGAUGGAUUAAACAGGAGGUUGGAGGGCAGUUCUGCAGAAGGGCAUUUCUUUUUCUAAGGAUCUCUGCUCUCCUGCUUUUAUGUUGGCACAAAUAGUGACUAAAUUGAACAAAAAAAAAGAUUACUUCUUCAAUGUGAAGGAAAGAAAUUAUUUUAUAGUUUGCAUGGAAAUACACAAAUAAUUGCCAAGGCUUACAGCUCUACUUCCUGCAUGGCAAGGGCACAGUCUCAUUCCUGGGAAUCUUGACAGCUCAGCAAAUUUUGCAAUGCCAUAUGCAAAGGGAGAAGAUUUGAUUUUUAUUUUUAUUUUUUUUGCUACAGUCACUUUUACUGGGUUGCCUAAAGGAAACCUUCUGUUUCUUGCUAUUUCCACUCAGUCACAUUUUCAUCAAUUGUCUUCUAGCACAUCUUUUAGUUUGCUUGCGAGUUUUGGAUACUCUUAAAUUUAGCGAGGGACCAGUAUGAAGGUAGGAGCUACAUAGAAGGAAAUAAUAUUUUUUUUAAAAAAGAGCAAUCAAUGCACUGUGUGGAUACAGUGGCAAGAAUGCUGAUCCAUGAAAGGGAUGGCCAACAGAGUUAUAAACUCCAACUCUCUAGAAAUAUCUGACCAAACUUUGGCUUCUAAAUCAAAUGUCUCCCAUAUCCCCAACAAAAAAUUAGGUCCCAAUCCCAGGCAUUCCAAAUUCUGAAGAUGCUGCCACACUUUGCAUUAAGAGCUGAUAGUUCUUCCUGUUCCUAUUUGCUACUCUACUAUUGUUGUAUUAAAUCUGACAUCACUGCUGUUCUGCUUCUGAUA